This is a messenger RNA of Saccostrea cuccullata (small rock oyster), 587 nucleotides long. RefSeq names its product multiple epidermal growth factor-like domains protein 10. Gene Ontology annotation, molecular function: scavenger receptor activity. Lineage: Eukaryota; Metazoa; Mollusca; Bivalvia; Ostreida; Ostreidae. The transcript has 4 exons. The record is from RefSeq and is a predicted model, not a curated record. The annotation marks the transcript as partial.
CAUGUGUAACCGGACAUUAUGGAACCAUUUGUGAGAAUUUAUGUGGAAAAUGUGUGAAUGGGACCCACUGUGACCAGAACACCGGAAUUUGUCCACAAGGAUGUGAAGACAACUGGCAAGGUCAAACCUGUAAUGAAUGCCAGGAUUAUAAAUAUGGGCCAAACUGCACAUUAAACUGUGGCUUCUGUAAAAACAACACAACCUGCUCAAAGAUUAACGGAACUUGCGGGAAUGGUUGUGAGACCGGAUGGAGUGGAGCACUAUGUCAGAAACUGUACACUGCAGAGGAGCUUGAAGAUCAUUGGAUUUUGAAGAUCCCAUCCAUCAUUACCCUCUCUGGUUCUGCGUUUUUUGUCGUCACUCUUGUUUGCUUAGUAGUUCGUGUGGUGUGCAAGAAACGAAAACAAAACAGAACCCAGAAAAUGCAAGAAGAAUGUAGCAGAAAUUCGGUUUCAAAAAUAGAAAAAGUGCAUUACGUUUGUGGUGAACCUGAUCUUAAGGGAGACAAACAAAGCUAUAAUUCUAGCUCACAAGACUACACGAAUGACAAUAUGUCCAUCUAUGAAAACAUUUUUGAAUAAUUUUAU